Molecule: messenger RNA, 12940 nt
Organism: Anas platyrhynchos (mallard)
Lineage: Eukaryota; Metazoa; Chordata; Aves; Anseriformes; Anatidae
Cellular component (GO): cytoplasm
Molecular function (GO): protein binding
Source: RefSeq, a predicted model, not a curated record
AUCUGGGAGAUAAACACAGCUUUCAAAUUAUGAACAAUUAAAAAAAAUAGCAUUCACUGAUGGUUUAGUCUUUUAAAGUGGAAACUUUCCAAGCUUUGCCCUGCUUCAGUCUGUGUUUUGGCAGCUUCUGGAGUAGGACUUGAUGCCUAUGCAUGGCUGGGUACCACAAGGGAUGUCCUAGAUCUGCAGUAGGCAUCCCUGAGGGAGAUUACGGAGCACCUCAAAUUAUGUGAGAUACUUAUAUCUAGGUACCUGAAUCCCAUACUCCAUCUUUCACAGUGAGAUUCAGAAUCAGGCUGCAGCACCUACAUUUUGAUGUCUCCAAUGUGAGAGGGUGAUUUAGCCCACCCUAAAGUAGUCAGCUGAAGCAGUCUGAGUUGUGUUGCCUGGAUUAACAAGGUGUUCAUGAAAGAAGAGUUUCUGACAGGUAUUUAUCCUCUACCUUUCCUGACUCAUAUUUCCACUGAGCUGGUGUGGGGAUAGCUGUUACAGGUGAUGAGGUGUUGGGUGCUAUGGGAAUGACUGUCGAGCAUCUCAGGGGGAGUGAGACAUGGUUAUGGCAUGAACCUGUAUUGUCCUUUUGCCAGCAAAAAAAAACAGGAAAAAAAUGCUUUAAAUAUCUGCAGACAUCCACUACCUACCUAUUUCAUUCUCUGUGAGAUCAGAUCAGUUCUGCUGAGCAUGAAGUCUGCUGCUUUGUGGCAGGGUACAAGAACAGAACCAGCAGUGGGGGUAAAAUCAGGCUCUUGCCCUGAUCUGCAGCCCUACACAGGGUUGAGCAUCCAGCAGAGACCAUCAGGGGUCUUUGGUGUGGUCCCCCCAGAGCCAGCUCUGCUAGGGAAGUCUUUACAUCAGGCACACAACUGCCUCCUACAUCCCAAGCAUGGUACUUUUCAUAGAGUUAUCAGAGUCUGGGCUUUCAUUUCAACACCUUGUAACUAGUGAGGUUGAAUUAAGAAAAGCCUGCUUGGCUUCAUUGUUUUGUUUAUACCUAGAAGUCACAACCAGAUUUUUGUGUUCUGACUUGUGAAAUGGAAACAACCAGUUGGAAAAGCCUGAAAAGAGUAUGAACAGGAGACUGUGCUUGUCUGAGUUGCAUUACAAAGCAGAUUUGUAGGCUAAUGUCUGAAUUCCUCAUGUACCUUGAUUCAAGACUCUGCAAUAUUGUCAUUAAAGUUAGUCUAAAUUAAAAAUGAAAAUAAUAUGCUGAGUCUCUGAGGGGGAUCAUAUGUUGACAAUAUGGGCUUCUUGUUAUUUUAUUUUUGGAUCAUGAACUGUAUGGAGAAAGCACAAGGGAACAAUUUGAUUGAGGGACAUUAAUCAUACACUGACAUUCCUGAUGAGACAGCAUAGGAGGAAGGAUGUCCUGCAAGAUGAAGCAGAAAAGAACCUGGCACCUUGGUAAAGGAAUGCCCAGGGUCAGAUCCCUGGAGGAAAAAGUGCAGUAGGGAGAACAGUGCCCAGCAUCAGAAAAACCUCUCUCUAAGCUUUGGCUCAGCAUGAGGUUCUGUCUGAAAGUCUCGGGUUUUGAUGUGGAGAGAGAAAUCUGUUUAAGCAGAAGGCAGCAUGUACAGCAAUUCAGUUUAUUUCUCAGGACAGACAAAGCUAAUAUAUAAAAAACAUUUUUUUCCUGUAGUAAUGGGGAUGGCUUUUGUUCAAGUCUGAAAUGACUCUCAUUGCAGUAAAUUCUUCAGCAGUUUUUUGAUGGGAGUCUUAUUUUUAUGGUUAAUUGUAAAGUCUGUCAUUUCUAGUCUGCAACUUUCCCUUAACUUUCCCUUGCAAGUGAAAAAAAAAAAAAUCUCACUUUUCUUUGGCUGCUCUAUUCAUCUCUGAUAUAUUAAUAUAUUUCCAAGUUAUUAUACACAGUCUUACUUAUGAACAACUAUUAGAGUCUGGUGAAUCUUUUUUUAAUGUAAAAUGUCCACCCCUUCUUGAUGAAGCUGCUAGAACCUUCAUGCUAUAACCUUCAUGGGGGGUUGGACCCAAUGAUCUUUCGAGGUCCCUUCCAACCCCUUCAGUUCUGUGAUUCUGUGAUUCAGAUCCCAUUGACAUUAACAUGUGACCCUAAUGAAAAGGGAAACCAUUCUGUGUCCCCAGGAUCUGCUCACACCAUUGUUCACCAAGUUGUGAUAGUCCCAGCUCAGCAGCUUGCAUGGUCCCCAUCAGGAAGCCAUUGCCAUCCUCGGAGUUUAUGAUGCAAAAGGAGCCCCAUAGCACUGAUGGAUAUCAGGGAGGAGGUAGUUUUCUCUUACAGAUGAAUCAGAAUGAAAUUCAGAGCUUGAUUUCAAUAGAGUUAGGGUAUUUGCACUCAGUCCAAGUUGAGGGUAACAGUCAGUAUGCAACAGCUCUUAAAGUCUGUAUCUGAGGGCAAAAUCCGAUAGAAAACAGGAGAACAUAAAGUGUAAGUUCAGAAAUGGUAUUGGUAUUCACCUGUAAUCCCCAAAUCCUCUAGUCAGCAUCUUCUGGCUAGCAGGCUCCCAAUACUCUCCACACAUCUGUGCAAGCUGGUGUUGGGAAACAGGUUCCCUGCAAACUCAGCACCAUCCAGGGCUGAGGACAUUGGAUCUGGAGUGGGGAAUAGGAACCCAUGCAUUCACUGUCCACAAGACCUGACCUGGUAGACCUGUUCACACUGCACUUACAACACGUCUUCUGCCUUUAAUACUCAGUGGGAGAUUGUGGAGACCCCUCUCCUUGAAAAGCAUCUGACAUGGUCGUUCUAAGCAUUUUUUAGCUGAAAGCCUUAAGGAUUAGAGGAUGAAAUAAAAGAGGUAGCUUUCUCAGCCUGAGGCUUCAAACCCACAAUUGUCUCCUUGUGGGAAAAUGCCCUGCUCUCUGUGUUGCAUGCUGUGCUGAGUGACUUAGGAUAAACCUGGUAUUUUUCACCUAUUACAAAACCAUGCAGGAAGGAAUAAUAAAAAAAAUAUGUUUUUAAAUAUGCCAGAAUAAGUGCAGCACAAGAAAGACCCUAUCUCUGUGGUGCAGAGGUUCAUGUGUUCAGCAGGAGAGAGGAUGACUUCCAGAUUUCAAAACUGGAUGCUUUUUUGUGUUUGGUUAAUGUUAAAGGCAAAAGCUGUCCUGGAGGGCAGGGCUUGUUCCUGGCUGCCAGCUCCCUAAGCCACCAGCUAUGAGUCUGUCUCCUUGUCCCAUUUACCAUGUGCUUUAUCUACCCAGCCUUGCUGCUUCCAUUGCAAUCCCCUGGGAAUGACCAAUGUAAAUUCUUCAGACAAACAUCUUAGGUGUGCCCACCAGGACAGCGCUACAAACAAAAAAUGCUUUGAACCAAACUGCUGACAAGCACAGGCACAGCACUGCUGUUUCACUUUCUAAGCACCAGCAGACACUUGCCACCAGCUGAAAGCACUGAGAGGAAAUAUUCACAGCCCGGGAACUGGGUUUUGUGUACGCUGCAGUGCCAGGAGGGAAACACCUGACGGAGCAAGAAGGGCAAAUGUUUGCUCAGUGGGACGUCUCUGAGCAACCCAAACACUCCGCAUGUGUGUUGUUACGUGCCUGGCAGAGAGGUAAGCUGACAGAAGGCCUUGAUCGACUGAGAACCUCAGCAGUUGCCCGUGGUGCAUGCAACAAAUUGUCUGUCACCCUCCUGGGCUUAGUUCGGCCAGCUACAUUUCUUUCUGGUGGAAGAAUGAACGCAGAUGCCUCCUUCAGAUGUGCCCCUACGGGUCCUGACCCACUGUGGAGGUACCUUACAGAGCACGACCCAAAGUACGAAGGGAAGAAGAAACUGAAGAUCUCCGGUAGAGAGCUGGCAGCGGUUCCUGAGCAGGUCUUCGGCCUGGACCAGCUGCAGGUCCUGGAGAUGAGCCCAGAACGGGAGAGCUGCCUGACGCACCGCCUGGAGCUGCUCCCCCGAGACAUCAGCCGCCUGAAGAACCUCACUCUCCUUUACAUGGACUCCAACAACCUGAAGGCCCUUCCUGCCGAAAUCGGCUCUCUGAGGCACUUGGAGAGGCUCACCCUGAGCAACAACCGCCUGAGCUCCCUGCCCCCUGAGAUGGCGGCGCUUCAGAGGCUGCGAAGCCUCCACCUGGCCAACAACAGCCUGACUGAACUGCCUGCCCCUCUCUGCCAGCUAAGGGGCCUCACCUUUCUGGACCUGAGUGACAACAAAAUCCGCACAAUCCCCUCCAGCAUCCGGCAUCUGGAGAAACUGGAAACGCUGCUGUUGCUCUUCAACUCCCUGGAGAGCCUGCCUGAGGAUAUCUGUGUUUUAAGGAACCUGCACACGCUGUGGCUGGGAAACAACUGUUUACGGGCCCUUCCAGCAAGCUUUGGGGAGUUGGUGAACCUGGACUGGGGAUGCAAUUACUGCUCGUGCAAUUUUGAGGGGAAUCCACUGGAAUGUCCUCCCCCUGAGAUCUGCAGCAGAGGCCCUGAAGAGAUCAGAGAUUAUUUCUUGUCGCUUCAUAGGACGCAGAGAGAAUAGACAACUGGUGCCAGUCCUCCUGAGGUGACUGAGGUGGAAUUAUGCUCUGCAAAUAAUCUGCACAGGAGAAAUGUGUUUCAGGUGGAAAAGUCUGGUGAAAUCACUCUGUGGAGCUUCAAAGCUUCCUCUCUGCUGUACCGUGAUUUCUCUGGCAGUCUGUUUUUUGACACGAGUACUGAGUGAUGGUCUAUACCUUUCAAAGAUUAUUUCAGGGACAGCUAUAAUCUUUUUAGUUUUUAUAGUUGUAUAGAUCUAUCUCAGGAAAUGUUGUAGCCAUAAAUUCAAUCUGAGAAAAUAAAAAGUAUCUAGUCUGAGAGUAUAGAGCACCUCGUGGCUGUAAAUGGCAAUAAUGCAUAGUUUUCACGCUGGUCAGUGCUUGAGACUGGACUUGCAUUAGGUGCAGGCUGAGAUUUGUGGAAGUGUUUAAGACUGUACAGACACAUGGAUUUGGAUUUUCUUGAGGUGGCUCAGAAUCUCAUUGCUUUCAUUGGCAUUUUGCAGUUUUGCAUCCAACACAAAUAUAGAAUCAGCUCAGGGUUCUGUCUAGCUCUUGAUAGAAGCAACCUGUAUCCAGGUCCCACAAGGUACCAUGCAAGUGAUAUCUCAAGGCUGGGAAAGUGUUGCGAGAUAUGAAAAGAGAGAUAUUAAAAUAUGAGUAUGCAAACUUCCUGCAAGGGAACACUUCUGAAAAUUCCUCUUUAUAAUCAUAAAAGGCUUCAUCAGUGUUACAUUAUGGAAAUUUGCUGAGACUCCUUUCUGUUUCAUUCUGCUCUCCCUUCCCUCAGUCUCUCAUCAGCAUUUUCUUCCCACCUCUCCUUAGCUUUGCUCUUGUUGGGUGUUUUCUCUGUGGCUGUUGCCUCUGACAUUAUCUUCCUGUUUCAUUAUUUCCUCCUGAAAAGCCUCUCACUUCCUUAUAAAUGCUUUUCUUUGCCCUCUUUCCCCUUUGUUUUCUGUUUCUCAUUUGGCUGGUGUACAGAAAGCUGCAGCUUUGUAUCUUUCCUGGAAAGGAAAAGGGCUAAGUCAGGUCUGCUGGGAUCUGAACCCGUGCUUUCAGGGAUCAUGGAGAAAAGGAGAGAUAGUGUUUGAGACACUGAUACAUGGACCAUUAAAUCUAUUGUUUGGUCAUUUUCUUCUCCUCGUAGCAAAGAUCAGCACAAAGAGAACAGGAGACCUGAACAGAUGCUGAAGUUGUAUUGGGUAACAAAACACAAUGCCAGAUAUUCUUGGCAUGAAAUGAUUUGUACAUUGCUCUGACACUGGGUCUGCCUCUUACCUCUGUGAAACUUUUAAGCCAGACAUCACCUUUUGGUGAUUUACUAAUAACAUUUAGUAUAGGACUAGUAUAUCAGAUAGCAAUGAAGCAAUGCAUGGAAAAAAAAGGGCACGCAGUAAUGACACACCAGCUUGUUUAGGGCAUUACAUAAUGGCAAUAUCAGCAGCGGAACGUAAAUAAAAACAAGGUUAUUCAACUGUUCUGGAACAAAUGUGGGUCUGAAAUUGUAGUAAGAGUGGUCUUUUUUAGAGGCCCAUGUCUGACACACUGAAUUCUUCCAGGGCAACAUCUUUAGCCAUAUGGUAAGAGGGACAAUUUGUCGUGUCCUUUGUCAAACCAUUCAGAUCCUGGCUUGCUGUUUUUUUUUUUUUUUUUUUUUUUUUUUCUGCACUGCACAGAGUUUGAGCUUGAGGAUCCAUUUCCAAUUUUUGCAGCCUUUCCCUUCAGCUUCUGGACCAGUGAUUCCCAAAUGGCAAGCUGACUUCAGCUUCUUUGGGGAGUUUACAGCAUCCCACAGCAUUUGCUUUUGUAUUUGGCCAACAUGUUUUCAAACAUUAGAGGGUCCUGCAAGUUUCACAUUGAGGAGUCAAACUCCUUUCAAGGCUAUUCUGAGCUUAGUUCAACCAGUCCCUCUCCAAAAUAAAUAAAUAAAAUAGUUCUGAAACAUGAAGCAUGAUUGCAUCCAUAUGACUGUCAUUCCUGGGAAUAAAUGGAGCUAAGAAGGGGGUUUAAGGUUUAAAAGAAAACGUAAUAAUUAAUAAGCAAUGUCAAUACCUUUGCUUUAGUUCUCCAAUUUCAAUUUAUGGGGAUCUAGAGAAAUUCUCUGAAAUCAAUGCAAGGGAGGGCACUUUGCCCUUACCAUCAUGGUGCUUGUGCAGACUUAAUAUAUUGUUUGGCAAGAAGAAAUUCUCUCCCUGUAUCAUGCUUCGUCCUGGUUGCUUCCAAAAUCUCACUUCCCAAAGUGGAAACCCCAACAGUGCAUAAGUGUUGUUGUAUUCUAGCAUCUGUGUUAGUGGCUUAGUUACACAGAGCAAUAACUAGAUCUUGGUGUUGUCAUUAAGAAGGUAUUAAAAUCUAAUCUCAAACUGCUUAUCCUGUAUUUGUUGUACUAUCUGUAUUGUUGCUAAGCACUCUCAUUUGCCUGUGCUCAUUAAAACUUCAAGCAUUAGUAUCAGAGAACAGCAAACUGCUAGGUUAUAAGCCCCUGAUGAAAAGGCCUAGAGAUAGCCCCAAAUUCUGGGGGGACACUGUUAAAGCUGACAUUCAGCACUGAUGGGAGUUGUGCGUGCAUUUCCCUUCAUCCCACGCUGUACUGCAAACAGACUGGUGCAGAAGAGUGUUGUCCCCUGGAAUUGCAUAGUACUUUCAAUUGAAAACUUUGAACUCUUUCAGCAGAACAGUAAUGAAAUAUAAAAGCAGUAAGUGAAGAAAAAAGCUCCAAAUAGGAUUCCAGAAGAAUUAUAUAUAUAAGGGCAGAGGGCUCUUUAAUUUAACAUACAAAUGCAUAACACUUCACAGGCUGGUAGCUCCAGCCAGACAAGUUCAGACUACAGAUAAGCUGCAUAUUUUUAAUGCUGGAGAGUUCACCUGAGGAUAUGGCAGAUUCUCCACCAACUGAAGUCUGUAAAACCCACAGUCUAGCUCACCUGAAGGUGUGAUGGUAACACUCCACCUUAUUUUAUGCAAAAUGAAGGUUACAAAGACUUCUUCUGUCUUUGAAAGUAUAUGGCUAGAAUUUAUGGCUGCCAUAAAUCUAAAAUAAAUAAAUCCCAUGCCUCAGCAUGAACUUCAGCUUCUUAAUUUUCAAUGGCUAAGAGCAAUACUGGAAAAAUUGAAGGUCACCAAGCCAGGAGUGCUGACCAGAGGGCUCUUGUGUUUGGUGCUGGAGUCUCCGAGGUGGUAAAACAAAACAGAAUAGGCAGUUUCUGUUCUCCUUCAGCCACAGAUUUCCAGAAGCAAAAACAGAAGACUGGUUCUGAAUUCCUUUAGAGGGGAGUUUAGCACCCUCUGGUUUUCCAAGUCUUUGGAAAGUCGUGUGGUUGAUCAAUCAAUUACAUAUUAGUAGGCAGCAAAGGAAACACAACUUUGCAGAUCCCAGAAGACAAAACACACUUCAAGUAAUGUCCUACACACAAUACAAAUGCAUUUGGUGUCUGAAAGAACGGUGCCAGUUUCCGAACAUGUAGUUGUUGGGGAUCUGUUCUCAGAUGUUUUUCACAAAUUCUCUAGACCAGCAGGGUAUCUGCUGAAAAGGCCAUCGUCACUGACUGCAGUUCCUCCUAGCUGGACCUACCCCACUGCCACUCACCAUCCUGCCUUCCUCCGUGCUCUGUUGCCUCAUCUCAGAACUUGUCAGCCCAAGUUCAGAAAAGAUUUUUCUGGAGAUUCAGCACUGAGUCAGUACAAGAGGUUCAGGUCUGACAUGAACCCAUGGGGUCUAUGGGUUUAAUUAUGCUUGAUUGCAUACAAUCAAUCACUGUCGGAGGCAUCAGAUUCAACUGAAGAUGGUUCCUUGCACUUGGGCAAUGGUAUCACAGGAGAAAAAAAAAGCAAUCUGUCAUAAGCAAGUGCCUUAUCUUUCAGCACAUCAAAUUGCAAUAAAAGCUUAAAUAUCAUCUCUAAUGGAGAUCACUCUAAACCGUUCAAAGAAAAGUUUUUAACUCCUCAGAGUGUUCUGCCCAUAAGCCAAGAAACAGGUAGUAAAUGGUGCCACAAGAAAUACCACAUCCAAACUGUGGAUUUUGUGUGCGUGUGUGUGUUAGAGAUCUCAGCGGUUGUCAAGAAGACUUAUUUUUCUGCCACCCUAGGGAAACUGUAAAACAUGCUGCCUUUCUCCUUGCACGCAAACAAACUUUUCCUGAACGGUUUGGGCAGCAAGAAAAUAGCAAGUGCGGAAGAGACUGAUGCAACAAGCAAAGCCCAGAUGGAGCAGCCCACACUGAGGCUUUGUGCUGAAACUCUCUGGGUUUCGUCAGGCUGAAACAUUUGAGAGAUUCAGCAUGGAGCUCACUGCAGCUGACUCCCAAAGUGGUCUCACACCCAGUCAUUUGGUGCAUGAACUUUAUGAGGGCUUGCAUUCAGAAGGAUGCAAUGACACUCGCAUUGAAGGUAUCAGCGCAGUUACAGUCAGGCCAUUAGCACAAUGUUGUUUUCAAGAGGAAUCUUUCCAUUACUUUGCACAUGUCACUGUUGAAAAGUUCAAAUUCUUCUGUAAGUCAAGCAUAUUCGUGUUCAUUUCCCAGAAACUAAUUGUUUUAUUCCUGUUUGCAAAAUCCUUUUACGUACAUGAAGCUUAUUGAAGAGCUUCUUUUGAGGCUUGUUGAAAUUAAACAGACACCAAGUCUGUCAGUCUUACUGUUCCAACCACGUUUUCUGCAUCUCUGAUGCUAUCUAUCUUUAUGGAGAUGUCACAUUCAAAACUGAAUGCAAUAUGGUGUCUGAAGUUUUUCCAGUGCCAAGCUGAAGGACUACUGCAUGUCUUGAAAGUUACUCCAUGUUUGUUCACCCUGCUUUGGUGGUGAUUUGCCUUUUUUUCAACAAGAGCAUGACACGAUUCAGCUUGCGAUCCGCUGUGAUACCAUGCUUCACUAUGGCACUGCUAUUAAGCAAUUUUGAUAUUGGUGUAUAAGUUUUUUAACCUUGUGUUCUGGUUUUAGUUGGGAUAGAGUUAAUUUUCUUCCUAGAAGCUGGUCUGAUGCUAUGUUCUGGAUGCAGAAUGAGAAUAACACUGAUAACACACUGAUGUUUUAGUUGUCGCAGAGCAGUGCUCACACAGAGCCAAGGACCUUCCAGCUUCUCAUGCUGCCCUGUCAGUGAGGGGCUGGGGGUGAAAAAGAGAUGGGAGGGGAGAGAACCAGGACAUCUGGCCCAGGGAUAUCCCAUGCCACAAUGCAUCAUGCUGAGCAAUUAAUAUGGGGUGGCUGGCCAGGGUAGGGUGGACCACUGCUCAGGGAUGGGAUAGGCAUCAUUCAGCAGGUCAUGAGCAAUUACAUUGUGCAUCACUUGCUUUGUUUGUUCUUUAUUAAAGCUUUUACCUAUUUUUUUUUUCCAAUUCUACCCCCCAUCCCAUGGUUUGGGAAGUGAGCAAAGAGCUGUGUGGUGCUCAGCUGCCCGACAGGUUAAACCAUAAUACCUUGCACUUGCCCCUGCUGAAAUGCAGCCUUCUACACACCAGACAGGUUAUGCAAUUUUUCAAGAUCAUUCUGAAUUCGAAUCCUGUCCUCUUAUACUUACAAUGCCUCUGAGCUUUAUGCCACCUGAAAAUUUAAUAACUGUACUCUCUUUCCAUCAUCUAAUUCAUUAAUGAAAACACAUACCAGAAUCAGAUCCAGAAUAGAUUUGGCUGAGCUCCACUUUCUACAUCCUUCCACUCUGACAAAGCACCACUGAUACCCUCUCCAAUACGUUAUCAAACCAGCUUUGCACCCAAUCUAUCAUUGUCUCAUCUAGACCACGCUGCUGCAGCUUGUUUAUGAAAAUGUCACAUGCAAGUAUUUUGGAAACCCUCGUAAUGGUACGACUGUGACAGCUACAUUUCCUCUACUCUUAAAGCCUGUUGCACUGCUAAAACUGGAGAUUAGAUCAGUUCAAAACAUAGGCUACUUGUCCUUGCUGCUAUAUGAAGCAGCUGCUGCUGUGAUUUAUAAUCUUGCAGGCAUUUAUGAAAAGGUUAUUUGUUCCAGGAUUUUUGCAAAGCUUGAAGGCAGGUCAGAAUCAUUUCCCAUACACUUCCCCCUACCCUAUCUGCCCCAUCAAAAAACAACAACAAAAUGCAAUGCCAUUUAGCUUGGACUAUAUACUAUACCUGCUACCCUGACUUUGUGGCUUUAUGCAGACCUGAUGCUUGGUGAAACAGCCACCUGCAGCUUCACCUUCUGCAGAAAGGUUGAGGGCUAGUUGGGGCCCAGAGCUCCAGAAGAGCUCAUCAGAGGACAAAUGCAUACAUAUUGGAAGGAUUUGGUGUGAUCUAUACUCUGUCAUGACAGUUGUGAUGUGCUUUAGGUGGCCCCACGGUGGUGGUGAAGGGCUGCAGCUCUUCCUGAUGCUUGGGAAACACAGCCCCAAAACAUCUGGGACAACCAUUUGCUUGCAUUUUCCUACGUGGUUCCUGUGCAGAGUACUUUGGCCUGAUCAUGGUUCAGGGAAAAAGCAGUCAUUGUGAGGGGGAAAGUGACCCAAGUCGCAAGAUAUACAGCUUGUCUUGCUCUUGUCUUGACACCUGUGCUUUUCUUGCUGCACAGCAGAACUAAAUAAUCCUGCUUUCAAACUGAUGUCCUUAAUCCCAUUGCUUAGACUCAAAACAGGAUGAGUAGCACUCUGUUUCUAAGAGGACAGCAGGAAAAUGGUAGUUUUGGUCCUGAAUAACAAGCUUCAGUAGCUCACAGUGUGCAUCUGUGUGUGUUCCCUGGGCAGCUGUCACCUAGAGGAUAUCUACACCAUACCUACACUAGUAAAAAGGCUGUUUCAGAUCAGACACCUUUUCAUCUAGAUGAAAAGAAGAUUCCUUUUUAUUCUCAACACUACUGCUGGCUGUUAGGAAGUUCAUCCUUUGCAGUUAGGUCCGUCUGUUCAUGGAACAAUAGAAAAAAAAAAAAGUUAGCUCACACAGGCUAAGAAUCUGCCAGUGAAAGACUGAAUGCUUCUGUAUAGCUUUCUCACACCAAAUACUGUUGGACUCCAGCAAUUUCUAAACAUGUACAUAGCAAUAACAGCACAGUUCUGCUAUUUGUGAAGCUUCCUUUCCAGCUACAAAGCAGGCCUUACCCAUACUGAAUAACUGUGGUUUGUUCCCAAGUUAUCCCUUAUUCUUGAUACUUUUCAACCAUGAGGAUCAAGAACAUGCCCUUGAUACCCUCUUCUGGUGUUUGGCGUUGUCAGGGUUUGCACAACUGGAAAGAGCAGUGUGGCCUAAGGUCUGUGGGACUGUGAGCUCUGUAGACUCCUUUUGAGCUUGAUGUUUAUCCAAAACCUACCUGUCCUUCCAAGAACUUAGACUUGCCCCUCCUUUUUCCUUCCAUUUCUGGGCUCUUUGUCAUCUCUUUGCCUAUUAGAUGGUGUUUCUUGAAGGGAACACAGUUAACUGAUGCUCUAUAUAUCUAGAUUGUUUGUGUUUGAAAUGUUAAGCUUAUUUUUCCUUAACAUUUUGUAUUGUUUCAGUUUCUAUGAAGCCACAUUCCAGGUUGACAGCAGUUCUGAUAAAUUCUGCAAAAUCUCAUAUGCUGGGGUUUUCAUUUGUUUGUUUGUUUGUUUAUUUGGCUUGUUUCCUGGAAAACUUUUGUUGAUCUGACUGAAUCAAAAUAGAAGAGAAAAUGAAAUAAAUUAUAUGAUGCCAUGGGUACACAUGAAUGUGGAUUCCACAUCCUCAUUUAGCAGAGCCAGAAGGCAGAGGCUCUCUCUAGACCCCAGUUCCUUGCCCUGUUUUAAUACUCAAAGCACUUCACAGACCAACACCCUGCACAUGGUACCCUCUGAAGUAGUUUCUUUUAAUCCCUUGUUAGUCCCAGCUGCCAGAAGAGCCAUACUAGUUCAGAUCAAGGGUUAUCUUACACCAUCUGUGCAGUGUUCUCUCAAGUAUGCCCAUAAAAAAGAAGCCCAAGGGAAAAAAAUAAAAAAGGAACAACAAAAAAGUAUUUAAGAUCCUAAGUUUCUAAGUUUUCCUAUUUUCUAAGUAUUUUUGGUUCAGAGGAGAUGUUGGCCUGGAGCAGCUUUUCUGCUUAGCAGAUAAUCCCAAACAAUCUCCCUUCCAGUUUGCCUUGAGCCCAUGAAAACUCCUUGUAUCCACAUCUUUGGCAAGAAGUUUCCCAGGGCUACAGCCCAUUUCAGAAAGAAUCGGCUCCUUUUGAGCCCUCCACUGGCCUCACUCCACAGCGCCUUGGAAUGACUCUGAAUAAUCAGUCCCCAUUCACCCUGUUGCUGCUUGUGAGAUCUGGGGACUUCACGCUUUCUGCACAAGCUACAGCUUUCCUCCCAGCCACUUUUCUUCCAUUCUUCCUCUGCCUGUUCCAUGUCAUCUCAAAAGCUUUUCUCUUCCAGGCACAUUCCGUCAUGCUACGGAAGGCACAAGUUUCACCUGGCCAGUUUGUUGGAUCAGUAGCAAAAGGAAAACAAACUGUCUUCCUUGUUGCCCAGCUACAGCCCUUGGAAGAAAACACAUAAACAAUAUAUUAAGCACACACCACUGGUCUCAGUGAACUUUUAUUUUGGUUUAAAUAAUCCCUCUU